Molecule: messenger RNA, 6566 nt
Organism: Onychostoma macrolepis
Lineage: Eukaryota; Metazoa; Chordata; Actinopteri; Cypriniformes; Cyprinidae
Gene: mcf2a
Product: MCF.2 cell line derived transforming sequence a
Exons: 30
Coding region: 42-3365 (1107 amino acids)
Biological process (GO): intracellular signal transduction; dendrite development
Cellular component (GO): cytoplasm
Molecular function (GO): protein binding; guanyl-nucleotide exchange factor activity
Source: RefSeq, a predicted model, not a curated record
GGCCCAGAGUCAAGUCACUCCUCUCCGGGAACAGCCAGGGAAUGGGCUCGGCCUCUCCUCAGGAGCCUGAGAAAGACAUGGAGGGCUAUUACAACCUUUUGCAGGCAGGCUCGGAGCUGGAGAACACACUGCAACAGGUCACAGUCCCUGUGAGUAUGCAGGAAGUGGCUGGCUACAUUGAGAAACAAGUGGCAUAUUUAUCAGGGGGAUGCGGUGAGGACUCCAGUGUCAUCAUCACUCUCCCAGAAUGCUCUGCUUUCAGCGACAUUCCUGAAGAAGCUCUGGCCAAAGUUCUUUCAUACCUCACACUGAUCCCGAGAACACGGCAACCUGGUGUAAAAUUUAUCAUCAUUUUAGACCGAAGAUUGGAUACUUGGGCCUCGAUCAAAACAGCAUUGGCACGGAUUGCAGCCUCAUUCCCUGGAAACCUGCACCUUGUGUUGGUGCUGAGACCGACCAGCUUCUUCCAGCGCACGGUUACAGAUCUUGGCUUCCGCUUUAGUCAAGAGGACUUCAUGCUUAAAAUGCCUGUGGUGAUGCUCAGCUCUGUCACAGAUCUGCUGCGUUACAUUGAUGAGAAUCAGCUGACCUCAGAGUUUGGGGGAACUCUUGACUACUGCCACAGCGACUGGAUCGUCUUGAGAACAGCCAUUGAGAGUUUUGCGGUUAUGGUUAAGGACAUUGCUCAGAUGCUGCAGGCGUUUGGAACAGAGCUGGCUGAGACACAGUUAUCAGAGGAGUGCAGUGCUGUUGAGUUCCUCCUGCUGUCCCACACCGAGAAAUACAGGAGACUUAAGGACGCAAUCAGAUCUGUGAUGAGAGAGGGGCGGCAGCUGCUCUCUAACCUGGAGACUUCAAGGAAGGAAGGGGACGCCGACACGCGCUGGGACAUGACACAGGACUGGGAUACCAUGCAGAGGCUGCUGGCUCAGCUCACAGAUAUGGAGAUGGCGUUUGAUGGCUUCUUUGAUAAGCACCACCUCAAACUGCAGCAAUAUUUACAACUGCUGAGAUAUGAGCACAGUUUUCAGGAGAUGGAGUGCUCUUUAGAGAAAUUAAGAGCACAGGAAAGGAAGAUAAGCAUCACAGGAGAAUCCCUGUCCCAAACAGAGCAGUGUGUCAAAGAGCUGGACAGUUUGGAAAAACGUGCGCAGGAGGAGAUGAGUCGGGCUCAGGUUCUUAUCCUGCAUGGGCAUCAGCUGGCUGCUGGACAUCACUAUGCCAUGGCUCUGAUUAUCCAGCGCUGUAAUGAACUCAGACAUCAGUGUGACACCCUGACUUCUGCCCUCAAUAUUAAACACAACUCCCUGACACAAGCACAGACCCUGCUGCGCCACCUCGAAGAGGCUCAGCGGUGGUGUGAUGAUGGCGCUUAUCUCUUGGCCAAUCAGCAGGUGGAUAAAUUCCAGUCUAAAGAGGGUGCGCAGGCAGCUCUUCGAGAUAUCGAGAAGUUCCAGGAGGCGGCGCCACCUCUCCUCGGUGCUGGCGUGGAUGUGCUCUUUCUAGAGUAUGAAUCUGUGCUCACUCCUUGUCUACAGGCUCAUAUAGAGAAGACUUUUCAGAAGCAUAGCUCUGUGCAGGCUCUGAUUCAGUCCAGACAGAACUGCCUGAGGAAACUGGCAGACAAACAUGUCCGACCAAUCCAGCUGGUGGCCCCUCGUCCAGAGAAUCCACCACGUGUAAAAUCCCCCCUCUUCUCCCCCAAACAUGAUUUUAAUUCCAGUCUAAAGUUCACCUUUGACCUCCCAUUACCAGGCAAAAGAACAUCAAGGAAAAGCCCAAACUCCAGGAAGAUCGAGGUGAUUCAUGACUAUCAGAUGGCCAGCUCUCUCCCGUACAGUAUAGAUGGAGAAGACGGAACUGAUCUGCUCAAACGACAUGUGAUGAAGGAGCUGAUCGAGACCGAGAGGAUCUAUGUGGAGGAGCUGCUGGCAGUGCUCUUGGGCUACAGGGCUGAAAUGGACAAUCCGUCUCUUGCUCCACUCCUGCCAACAAGUCUUCGCAACAAGAGAGAUGUGCUGUUUGGAAACUUGCCUGAUAUCUACAACUUCCAUAGCAGUGUCUUCCUGCAGGAUUUGGAAAGCUGUCUGGAGAGCCCUGAGGCAGUAGGGGCUUGCUUUCUGGAAAGGAAAGACCAUUUCCAUUUGUAUGAAUGUUACUGUCAGAACAAGCCUCGAUCUGAUUCUUUAUGGAGGCAGUUCUCGGACUGCCCGUUCUUUCAGGAGUGCCAAAAGAAGCUGGAACACAAACUUGCUCUUGACUCAUACCUGCUGAAACCAGUCCAGCGCCUUACAAAGUAUCAACUUCUAUUAAAGGAGCUUCUGAAGUACAGCUCAGGCUGUGAGAGAGUUUCUGAGCUGCAGGGGGCGCUAGAAGCCAUGCUGGACCUGCUGAAGUCAGUCAAUGACUCAAUGCACCAGAUUGCCAUCACCGGAUACGAGGGGGAUCUCAGCAAUCUGGGCCGCGUGCUAAUGCAAGGCUCCUUCAGCGUGUGGAUUAGUCAUAAGAAGGGUCCAACCCGAGUGAAGGAGCUGGCCCGCUUCAAGCCCAUGCAGCGACACCUGUUCCUGCAUGAGCACGCACUCCUCUUCUGCAAGCGUCGAGAGGAACACGGAGAGAACGCUGACAAAACUCCCUCCUACAGCUUCAAGCACUGUCUUAAGAUGAGUGCAGUUGGCAUUACGGAGAACGUCAAAGGAGAUGUGAAGAAGUUUGAGAUCUGGUACAGUGGCAGAGAGGAAGUCUAUGUGAUACAGGCACCCACAGUGGAGGUGAAGAUCGCUUGGCUGAACGAGAUCAGAAAGAUCCUGACCAACCAGCAGAAACAGCUCAAAGAGGAGUUGUGUCACUCUGCUGCAGUCUCAGAGCAGAUGUCUCCUCCUCUCUCAGUGAGCAAACAGCAAAGAGCGUCAGUCAGCUCAGAGGGGACUGAGUCAGGCCACAGCAGUCCAGAUCCGUUCAGCUGCUCUAACCAGCACCAGCGCAACAGACGCAGCUGGCCGGGCGCACCUUAUUCUGUAGAUAUCUGUGAAGGUCUGGAGGACUGGAGUGGAGCAAACAGCCUCUCUAACCCGUCUGACACUGAGGAGGAGGACGCCGCCCAUCUGGUUGCAGGCAGAUACAGGGCCUUCGUCGACUGGCGUAAAAAUGGGACAGAUAACUUCAUCGUUAAGUGUGGUGAUGUCAUACAACUACAGCAUGAGGAAAAUGAUGGCCAGUGGCUGGUGAAGAAUCUGAGUCGCAGACAGGAAGGCCGUAUACCUACUGCCAACCUGCAGGGCAUCCUGGGGGAAAGCAUCAAGAAUCACUCCAACCGGCUUGGAGACCCAGGGAAUCGUAAGGCACGGAAGCUCAGCUCGCCAUGAGGGAAUGGCCCAGUGCAAUACUGGACCUUUAACAUUCACACUUGGUAGCUCAGACUGUAUGUGACUACAUGGAUUCAGACCUGACCAGCAGGAUCGUGUUCCAGAGUUUUUGUACUGAUCCUCACUGACAGAUGCUACCAAAAUGCAAAAGACAAAUCGUUUUACAUCUUCCAAGAGAUCUCCACCAUUUCAGAAAACCCAGAGAGCGCUUUUAAACACCUGUCCUCUGCCUAAACACACUUCAGUCCUCCUGACUAGGUGAAGCCUAGAACAUUCAGACUCUGGGAUUGUCCCAGUAGACUUUGCAGUUGUUUUUAAUGAAUCGAGGCCCAUCAAAAGGCCCCUUCGUCUCGUCGCUGUCUUCACGGUUAACCCUCUCAGAAGACCUAUGAAAACAUCCUGUUCGUAAAGGACUGGAAUUUUUAAACUGUGUUUGUUUGUGCUGUUAUUUAUCUUGUACUGUUGUAUUUAUCCUCAGUCUGAGCUCUUCCUGAGAGCUUCAAUGCCAAAUCAUGCAGUGCCAUAAUGCCCGUUUCCCCAAUUUUAUUUGAUGCAGACUUUGCUCAGUAGUGCACUAGUUACCUCAAAAAAAUAUUUAUAAGCACUUUAUUCAGGUCACGCAAAUUUGUGGCCUUUUGUGUCUCUCUACAGCUUUAAACCGGAUGAAUUUUGCAUGCCGACAAUUCUUACCUCUCUUAUUUAGUAAAAUUCUCUUGUCAGGCACUUUACAUGCAGAAUCUACUCUGCCAGCUUGAAGACCUGGGGGCUGUCAUGUAAAUGUUGACUUUGGAGCCACAAAUAUGAGUUAUGAGGGGGUGAGCAGAGCGCAUGUGUGUUGAAUGUGUGGCACGGCUGCACAAUCAGAGCCGUGUUAAUGGAGGUUUCUUAUUAAGGGAGAUCAUACAGCAAACAUUAAAUAUACCCACUGUUUAGAAUGCUUAAUGAAAUAUUAAUUGCAGACUUAUAUGAAUUUACUACAUUAAAUCAGGCCCACAGUUGGAGGGCUGACUUUGAUAUACCAGCGUUUGAAGUGGAAAUGAGCUGCGUGUAGCAGCAGGAGACGCUGUGGAGUACAUAUCUCUUAUGUUAUUAAUUUUGCUAUCAAGUUGUUCCCUUCCAGCGUGGAGCUCCAGCCACCCACUCAAAAUCAAACCAUGUAAAGGACACAACUGCCUGUAGUCUGUGCUGUAUUAGCCAUAUAUACUGUCAGCUUUGCAUAUUUAUUUGCUUAUUCGUGUCUAAACGUCUGAGAGCACAUUGGGAAUCAGAAUUUCAUGAUCAUCAGGUUUUUUCCAUCAUUUUCAAGUUAAUUUUGUAAAUUUAGUUUUUCACUCAGAAGUAAUGCUAAACAAAAAUGGUCUCAAACUUUUGGACCUCACUAAAUCUAAUAGCAUUUAAUCCUGAUUUUUGUUUUUUGGGACUGGCUUCUAAAUUAUUCUUUUUGAAGGAAUGUAUCUGUGUUGACUGUUGUAUUGUAACAAUAUUGUAUUUAAAUUUGUACAGCCUAUUGAAAAUUAAGAAAUCCUUUUUUUUUUUUUUUUUUUUUUUUUUUUAAAUAAAACUAUUUAAUAGUAAAUAAUUUGUACCUAAAAUAUAUAAAUUGUAUUAUUAUUUAACUACUCUUAGUGUUUAAACGUUUGGGGUCGGUAAGCUUUUUCAACGUCUGCUCACCAAGUAUUUAUUUGAUCUGAGCAUAUGUCUGUGAAAUAUUCCAUUUUUUUUUCUAUUUCAAUAUACAGGUGCUUGUCAUAUAAUUAGAAUAUCAUCAAAAAGUUGAUUUAUUUCACUAAUUCCAUUCAAAAAGUGAAACUUGUAUAUUAUAUUCAUUCAUUACACACAGACUGAUAUAUUUCAAAUGUUUAUUUCUUUUAAUUUUGAUGAUUAUAACUGACAACUAAGGAAAAUCCCAAAUUCAGUAUCUCAGAAAAUUAGAAUAUUGUGAAAAGGUUCAAUAUUGAAGACAACUGGUGCCACACUCUAAUCAGCUAAUUAACUUAAAACACCUGCAAAGGCCUUUAAAUGGUCUCUCAGUCUAGUUCUGUAGGCUACACAAUCAUGACUGCUGACUUGACAGUUGUCCAAAAGACGACCAUUGACACGUUGCACAAGGAGGGCAAGACACAAAAGGUCAUUGCAAAAGAGGCUGGCUGUUCACAGAGCUCUGUGUCCAAGCACAUUAAUAGAGAUGUAAAAGGAAGGAAAAGAUGUGGUAGAAAAAAGUGUCCACCCUGGAGAGGAUUGUGAAACAAAAGCCAUUCAAAAAUGUGGGGGAGAUUCACAAAGAGUGGACUGCAGCUGGAGUCAGUGCUUCAAGAACCACUACGCACAGACGUAUGCAAGACAUGGGUUUCAGCUGUCGCAUUCCUUGUGUCAAGCCACUCUUGAACAACAGACAGCGUCAGAAGCGUCUCGCCUGGGCUAAAGACAAAAAGGACUGGACUGCUGCUGAGUGGUCCAAAGUUAUGUUCUCUGAUGAAAGUAAAUUUUGCAUUUCCUUUGGAAAUCAGGGUCUCAGAGUCUGGAGGAAGAGAGGAGAGGCACACAAUCCACGUUGCUUGAGGUCCAGUGUAAAGUUUCCACAGUCAGUGAUGGUUUGGGGUGCCAUGUCAUCUGCUGGUGUUGGUCCACUGUGUUUUCUGAGGUCCACAGUCAACGCAGCCAUCUAUCAGGAAGUUUUAGAGCACUUCAUGCUUCCUGCUGCUGACCAACUUUAUGAAGAUGCAGAUUUCAUUUUCCAACAGGACUUGGCACCUGCACACAGUGCCAAAGCAACCAGUAUCUGGUUUAAGGACCAUGGUAUCCCUAUUCUUAAUUGGCCAGCAAACUCGCCUGACCUUAACCCCAUAGAAAAUCUAUGGGGUAUUGUGAAGAGGAAGAUGCGAUAUAUCAGACCCAACAAUGCAGAAGAGCUGAAGGCCACUAUCAGAGCAACCUGGGCUCUCAUAACACCUGAGCAGUGCCACAGACUGAUCGACUCCAUGCCACACGGCAUUGCUGCAGUAAUUCAGGCAAAAGGAGCCCCAACUAAGUAUUGAGUGCUGUACAUGCUCAUACUUUUCAUGUUCAUACUUUUCAGUUGGCCAAGAUUUCUAAAAAUCCUUUCUUUGUAUUGGUCUUAAGUAAUAUUCAAAUUUUCUGAGAUACUGAAUUUGGGAUUUUCCUUAGUUGUCAGUUAUAAUCAUCAAAAUUAAAAGAAAUAAA